Molecule: messenger RNA, 1813 nt
Organism: Eublepharis macularius
Lineage: Eukaryota; Metazoa; Chordata; Lepidosauria; Squamata; Eublepharidae
Gene: CCDC68
Product: coiled-coil domain containing 68
Exons: 11
Coding region: 80-1063 (327 amino acids)
Biological process (GO): intracellular signal transduction
Cellular component (GO): intracellular anatomical structure
Source: RefSeq, a predicted model, not a curated record
UCUCGGGGCGAGGAGGCGCAGAGGCCGGCAGAGACGCUGCCCGGGUGGCGAGGACGGCGAACACCCCCAAGCCCUGAUUAUGACUACCACUCUAGUAUUAACGCAGCACAUAUUGAGAGAAGACCAGGGGACGGAGGGCAAUCGUCUCCUGUAUGGAUCCAGUGCUUCUGAAAUUACGGAGGAAAUUGAAUAUAUAAAACAGAUUAGAUCCACUCUAGCGAAAGUUCGGCCUCUGUUGUGUAAAAACCAUGGAGUUGCAAACGGCAUGCAGGCGCAUUUCCAAGAAUCUGGAUUGGAACCUGAUGAAGAGAGCUUGGCCUCAAGCUUCUCGAAGACAGUGGAGAAGGUGGAAGAGAUAGAACAAGAACUGUCACGUGUGAACAAAGAAAAUGAAUGGCUGCAGAUCAAGCUCGAUGCUUCAAGAGCAGCUGGAAUAGAGUGCGUGAGAAACAGCUCCCGGGUACUCCAGGAAGAAUACAAUCAGCGCUGUGAAGGUCUUAAGAAAAGGCAUGAUGGGGUUAUACACACAAUGAAGGCACGCAAGUUUGAGCAAGAAGAGAAGUUAAAGCAAAGUACAGACAACCUCAGUCGAAUGAAUGUGGCACUUAAAGAAAAGUACAUCCAGAUCGAAGAACUGGAGAAACGAGUCCAGAGGAUGGAAGAAGAAAAGAAAACGUUGACAGAAAAGAAACGGUUAUUAAAAGGGAAGCUGCAACAGAUGAUGUCGAAAGCGGAAGAUACUAACAGCUGCGUGAAAGUUCAGACAGAGAUCUCCACUCUUCAGGAACAAAUCAGUCAUCUUGACCACGUGAUUCAUUCUCAGCAUCAAAAUUUACAUGCUGUGAUCCAUCAGAUUGAAGACUUGAAUAAUGAGCUACGACUUCAAAAUGAAAGAAUAGAAUCCCUAAAAGAGAAAAUUGGGAUGCUGCAGGCGAAGAAUGAAGAACUGAAGUACCAAGUACAAUUCUGGUCUUCCCAGUCUAAAUCAGUAGCGUCCAAAGCUGUUUCAGUGAAGCUCGAUGGGGCUGGGCCAUACAGCAUGGUAACCAGACUACGCAAAUGAGAUGUCCCCAUGAUCUGGCCCCAGGAUCCCAUUCUUCUUUGACUUCCUAUUGAGGAUUCCUCUUCUGUGCAGUUCUGUUGUGAAACAUUCUACAUAGGAAAAGCUCUUCUCCCGCAACAUGUUGGCUCAAGCCUGUAGCAAAACAAACGGUAGCCCGGGAUGGCAUUUCCAAUGGAAGAAGCAGAGUCUGGUGCGGAGGAAGACCUGGAAGAUGGCUAAGAAGUGGUGAUGGAGAAGGAAAUGGCUUCUUUUGCAUUUAUUUAAGAGACAUGUGACAAUAGCAGUGUGGCUGUCUCCACCGAUGAUGGAAAUGUUCUGCCUUUAGGACUGAAUCAGCCACGCACAGCAGCCAGGAAAUUCUUCGUGCCAUAUGGGAGGAUACACAUCCAGCUAUACUGACAAACAUAUGAAGGAUUAAUUGCACCUGAGCCCAGAAUAUGAUAUAGUUGCAUUUGCGUCUGCUUGUUUGUACGUUGCAACGGACUGAUCCAAGCUCUUAAGAUAUAGCUACUCUACACGUUAGCAGUCAUUCUCUAUUUUUUGGAGAGUCCUAAGAGUUGCCUCGUGGGCUGUGAGAGGGACAUACGGGGGAAGGUAGCACUAUGAAUCCUCUAGCUUGUGCUGUCCCUAGACGUCUUGGGCGGCGGGCAGCUGUGACUCUUAGAUUAUGCACCUUUAGCUGUACAGGUAUUUAGGACAGGGCAUGCUUGUCAUUGUGAGACCAAAGGUAACAAAAGAGCUGUCUCAAGG